Molecule: messenger RNA, 699 nt
Organism: Rubroshorea leprosula
Lineage: Eukaryota; Viridiplantae; Streptophyta; Magnoliopsida; Malvales; Dipterocarpaceae
Source: the annotation of a GenBank genome assembly
CUUUGUCUCAUCUCAAAACCAUGCUUUCCGAAACAUUGAAGGUCGGUAGCCACUCAACUGAAGGGGAGAAACACCGCCAACUCGACCAGGAAAUCAGAGGCGUGGUAUCUGCCAUAACCAACCACGCCACUGAGCUUCACAAUCCCGGUUCAAGCUGCCAGGAGGAGGAUGAGGACCACGGUGGUGCAAGUAUAAUCACACUGGCGGGGACCAACCACGGAGCCACCAUGCGGGGCGAGAUGGGCCAGACAUCUGGCGGGAGACACUGGCUGUCCAUGGAGGAGACUAACUGGUAUUUGUACUUAAACGAUAAUUUCCAAGCAAUCAACAACUCUCUCGUGCUCGAGACCUACUACAAAACCAAUAAUCCCGGUGUCCACACGGAGGUCUUGGAUGUUUUCAAGCACGAUCAUUAUGGUUGGAAGGAGAAGAAGAAUGGAAAGAAGAAAUCACUUAAGAGCAACCAACAUUCAGGUUAACAAUGGCAGCUUAAAUACUAUGAAGGAGUUUACUUAAAUUGCACAUAUUGUUGUUGUUUAAUUUCCUGUAUGUACAAGGUGAAAUCAAGGGUGUCUUUGCAUGUUUUGGUUGGUGUUUAUAUUAACAGAGGGAAAAACAGAGGUAUCCUCUGUUCUGUUAGUACGCAUCAGCUGGAAUAUCAAGCAAAGUUGUCUGUGCAAAUAAUCUGCUGCAAAAUUU